Phytophthora nicotianae INRA-310 is the source of this 216-nucleotide messenger RNA. RefSeq lists its product as hypothetical. Lineage: Eukaryota; Oomycota; Peronosporomycetes; Peronosporales; Peronosporaceae. The transcript has 2 exons. The record is from RefSeq and is a predicted model, not a curated record. The coding region runs from base 1 to 216 and encodes 71 amino acids.
AUGAGCGAGCAUCUCGACAACCACUGCCGCAACGAAAGAUCAGCGCUCAUGAGCGGCAUGCCGACCCAGCGAGCUCGCCUCCGCGCACGAACGAACCCCAGGCCGUCCAGCCCCGACCGAGCUCAAGAUCUUGCUCGCUCGCGUCUUGUAAAACGGGCCUCUACGUCGACGUCGACCUCCUCGUUUGAAUUGCACCCGACAACCAAUCACUUCUGA